Messenger RNA from Microplitis mediator, 9788 nucleotides. RefSeq names its product zinc finger protein rotund (gene dati). Gene Ontology annotation, cellular component: nucleus. Lineage: Eukaryota; Metazoa; Arthropoda; Insecta; Hymenoptera; Braconidae. The record is from RefSeq and is a predicted model, not a curated record. The transcript is spliced from 14 exons. Bases 2978 to 6019 code for a protein of 1013 amino acids. Gene Ontology annotation, biological process: regulation of transcription by RNA polymerase II. Gene Ontology annotation, molecular function: RNA polymerase II transcription regulatory region sequence-specific DNA binding; DNA-binding transcription factor activity, RNA polymerase II-specific.
GGCGAGAGGUGAGGUGGGGCCGCCCGGCACGGGGCCACGGCGCAGUUGCUACUCAGACACGGGGAUGCUCGCAAUGCCUCUAUCAAAGACGCGUCGCACUGUGUUGUUAUGUGUUGUAAUAGUAAUUAUUUCAUUGAAAAAUUAAUUUUACCGUUAACAAACCUUGUUACGCAACAGUUUUGUCUGUGUAAUUAUCCACAUAUUGCCGAAGAAUUUAUAUAAAAUCAUAACAUUAUCAAGUCUGAAGAACCAACUCACGUUUUUAAAUAUUUGUUAUUUGACCAAACUGAAAAACAUCCUUGUUUAUAAGUCACGGAUAAAUUUAUUGAAUAUUUAUUGUUUUAUCAAAAUUUAAAUUUUAAUAAAAAAAAAAGUAAACGACGAAGUGAUAUUUGAAGAAAAUAAGAAAAAAAAUAAAAAAAAAACAAAAAAAAAUUGAAACGGAAAUAAUUUAAAGAAAAUAAAAAAAAAAAAAAAAAGGAAACAAAAAUAAGAGUGCGAGAAACUGAGAAACAAAAUUAAAGCAUUGCCUUAGAAAAAUUAAUUUUUAACAAAAAAAAAUUAUUAAGGAACUUAAGGGAGGAUACGUUAACUAAAAAAAAUAAAAAAGAAACUUUAAGAAAUUUUAUCGUUAAAAAGUAACCUUUAGACAAAUUGUAAAGAUACUAAAGUAUAUUUUUAACAAGUUUUGAGAAUUUUAGAUUUUAAAAAAAGUAAAUUUAAAUGACGAAUUAUUUAAAUAAUUAAAAUAAAAAAAUUACAAAGAAAAAACUCAAGAAUAAUUUAAAAAUUAAAUUUUAAAAAUAAGAAUCUUUAUAAAUAAAAAUGUGAUCUAAAAGUCGUUGCUACCAAGAAAGCCUUAUGUCCUUGUUUCAGUUAGUUCGGUUCAAAACCUUCGAGCGGGAGACGCAUUGCAGCGAUAAAUUCCCGCGUAGGAGAGGAAGACUGGACAAAGCGGAAGAAGCAGAUUAAGACGAGAGAAGUUAAAAAGAAGAGAAGAAGAAGGAUUAAGAAUUAUCAGCAAACUCGUACCGAGAUAGACACUUGGGGGGUUUUAUUAUCAGUUUAAAUCUGGAUUUAAGUGGCUGAUUUAUGAAACAGUGAUUUUUUUAAAAAAAAUAUAAAGGAUUUGAGGGCGCGAUAGAUUUUGUUUGUGCUAGUGAGUAACGUAUUUUGAAAAUACAAGGGAGUAAUGAAAUUACAAAGUGAAAUUCAGGAAAAUAAUUAAGUGUGACCGUAAGCUUCAACCCCCCGAGUUGUUGAUAAUCCGCUUGAAGGCCGCAUAAUUAUAUAUUUCAGUGUGUUCAAAAAACGAGUGUACCUAAGUGCAAUAUUUAUUAAAAAAUAUUAAAAAAAAAAAAAACUCUUAAGCGAUAGUUUAAUCGGUUAAGAAAAUGCGGUUUUAAAAAAAGUUACAUGAUUAACAAAGUGAUGGUGCAGACUAGGAAUAAUCUUAAAACUUAUUGAGUCGCAUUAUUAUUUAAACUCGAGGUAGAGUCUACGGACAUAAAACAACCAACGACUUUUACUAAAUAGUAAUAUUUAUAAAUAUAUAAAUAAAUAAAUAAGCAAGAAGGAAGAAGCUGGUAAUAAAAAUUGACUCACAAUCCAGGGGCAGUCGUUCCGUAACUCGAUAAUAAUUACACGGGGGUGAUUGUCAUUGACGGCGGAUAUUAUUGUCAUCAACGAAGAAGUGUAAGAAGGAUCCUUGGAAAGACAAUACCCCGACACUACACAUACGCACACACACAACACGAACAAAAAACGGGGCUUAAAAACUCAGGGCAAAACGGGACGAAUGUUGGGAUAAAAGUCAAUGAGCUUCGAAAAAUAAAACUGUUUUUAAUUUACAAGUCGUGUCCGUGUAACUCUGUCUCGUUUACACCGUCCGGGCUGGGCAAUCCUGAAUAAUAAUAAUAAUAAUUGAUAGAUUGUAAUUAAGGAUAAUUAUUGAUAAUAAAGAAACCUGAACUUAAGUGUAUGAUAGAUAUUCAUAAGUAGAUAGAAAUAAAUAAGAGUGUUCUACGCCAGGAACACGCGCGUAAUAGAUAAUAGAGGACAGAAUCGAGGAGACGGUCUGUUGAGGAUUAGAUAUAUUGAGACAGUGUAAUAAGUGUGUGAUUAAAGUUAGCUUUGAUGAGCCAAGAAAAUUAUAAAGAUUUUAAGAAGAAGCUAAAGAGGUUGACGUCGUCGCUUAGAGGACUGGCGUCGAGGUCAAAAAUACGGGAACGAUAGUAGGAGGUGAGUGUUGUGAUCGUAAGGGUGGCUUUUGUUGGCUGCCCUUGACAAUACGUUUAGGAUAAAGUUAUUGGGAUAAUAAUAGUGAUAGUGUCAAAUAAUAAUAGUCACGAUAACGCGGUGGACAACUCAAGUAAUCGAGCUGGUGCUGCUUAAAGGUUAGAGUUGUGCCAAAAAAGCGGGCAAGCUGCGCCGUAAGGGGGUAGCACGGGCUUCGCGCGAAGGCCUCAAGAUUUCGGACGCGACGGCGGCCCUGGACCUGCGCGCCCAGACGCAAGCCCAUCCGGAUUUUGUUGGCCUGGAGCAGCAGCAUCACCAUCAGCAGCAGCACCAGGUCCAAACAAGUCCGGAUCAGCACUCACAGCAGCAGCAGCAUCAACAGCAACAACAUCAACAGCAACAACACCAGCAAAGGCAUUUGCUACAGCAACAUCAUCAUCACCAUCAUCUCUCGAAUCACCAUCACACUGGAGAUUCGGGGGGUGGGUUAGGCGGUGGCGGAGCUGCUGGACCAGGACCAGGUGUUAUAAGUCCUGGUAUCAGUGUAGAUAACAAUAUUGUACAGAAUCAAGCUGUCGCAGUGGCAGCAGCAGCAGCAGCAGCCGCCGCAGCAGCAGCAGCUGUCGAGGAAGCCAGAAGGCUGCAAGACGAAGAAGAAGAUAUCACAGAACGUGAAGACGAGGAAGAAGACGAGGAGCCAAGCUCGCCGGAGCCAGAUUUGGAACCGGACCAAGAGCCAAUGGAAGUCCAGGCAUCAGCGGUCUCCGCUGCAGCAGCAAAUCUGCAUGCAUUACGGCAGCAUGUCUUCAAAAUGUCAGAUUAUUGGCAGCAGCCUCAGAGAGGACCACCCCAGACAUCACCCGGGUUGCAGCAUAGUCCGCUACAAAAUUCCCAGCAGCAGAUACAGGUUCAGGUUCAACAGCAGCAGCAACAGCAACAACAACAGCAACAGGCACAGCAGCAUCAGCAAGUACACAGCCCGAUGCACAGUCCGCUGGGGCAACAGCAGCAACAGACUCAGACCAACAAUAGUGGCACAUUGGGCGCCAACUCGAGCUUGGGGCCUAGUCCUAAUCAAAUGCACCAUGCGAUGGCUAUGAGCCAACAGAAUUCUCAGCAACAAAGUGGGCAUCAGUCAUCGCCUGCCCCGACGACGCCGUCGCCUCAUCAACGGGAUCCCCAUCAGGCGGGAACCAUAAGCUCGACAAUGGCUCAGAGCUUACACAAUCUUGCUCAAGCUCAAGCUCAAGCUCAACAGCAACAACAGCAGCAGUCAAUGUCACAGGCUUCGAGCCCAUCGCUGACCGUCCAAGCUGUCCAGGCAGCUCAAGCGCUCAAUCAAAACCUUGGACAGGCACUCAGUCAGGCCUUAUCUCAAAACAUGCAGCAAAAUCUGGGGCAGACUCUACAGCAUAAUCUGGCCCAGAGUUUAACGCCCACUUUGUCGCCUCAGCAGCAACUGCUCAACCAGCCGCAGAAUCUCAGCCAAAGUCAGAGUCUCCAGCAGAGUCUGCAGCAGAACCAAGCCCAGAACUUAUCACAGUCGCUGCAACAGCAAGCGCAAAACCUGUCACAGAACUUGGGGCAGUCAUUGAACCAGCAGGCGCUUCAACAACAGGCGCAAAACCUCUCUCAGAACUUGCAGCAGCAGGCCCAGAGCUUGCAGCAGCAGGCGCUCAACAUGGCUGGAGGAAUGAACCAAAAUGGGGGCAUUCCGGGCAUGAAUGUGCCCCAAGGAAAUCAACAAAAUUCACAAAAUUCAAUGAUGAGUCCUGGAACUGGGAGCCAGGACUCGCAUGACGCCACUCUCACCGAGAAAUUAGUUAACGAGCUUCAGUCUCGUGCUACGGCUGCUGGUCUAGGUGGUGGUGGUCCUGGUGCCGGGGGUGGAGGAAUGGCUAACAUCAACGAACGCACCCUCGAGGAAUGCUGGUCAACUCUGCAGCGAUUCUUCUCGCAGAUCUUCAUGCACAAGAGCGCGAUGCAGAGUGCAAUGCACGCUCGAGAUCUGGGUCCAGGCGGACUUGGCAGACCAGGUGGAGUUCCCGGCGGUCUUGCUGGUCUUGGAGUCGGCGUUGGCGUUGGACCAGGCGGUAUGAUUACCGGCAACGAAGUUAAACCACACCAGUGUCAGCAAUGUCUUAAAUCAUUCUCAAGUAAUCAUCAACUAGUACAACAUAUUAGAGUUCAUACCGGUGAGAAACCUUACAAAUGCAGUUACUGUGAUCGAAGGUUCAAACAACUUAGUCAUGUACAGCAACAUACACGGUUACAUACCGGUGAACGACCGUACAAAUGUCAUUUACCAGAUUGUGGUCGUGCAUUUAUUCAGCUAUCGAAUCUUCAACAACACCUGAGAAAUCAUGACGCGCAGGUAGAAAGAGCUAAAAAUCGCCCAUUCCACUGCGGCAUCUGUGGCAAGGGCUUUGCGACCGAGUCCAGCCUGAGGACCCAUACGUCGAAGGUCAGUCAUCAACAUGCGGGACUUAUUGGAGGGCCCAAUGCAACAAGCUGUCCAAUCUGUCACAAACUCUUCCUCGGAGGUGAGGCACUCAUGGAACAUAUGAAGAUCACCCACAAGGAUCCAAAUGCUUCUGGUGUUGCCAUUCCCCCUGCUGACUGCACCACCUCGGUUGCUGGGGUUUACCUAGCGAAACGUCGGACUGCGAACCAUCCUUGCCCAGUUUGCGGGAAGCACUACGUCAACGAAGGAAGCCUGAGAAAGCAUCUGGCAUGUCAUCCGGAAACUAGUCAACUAAGUACGAAUUUAAGGAUGUGGCCGUGUUCUGUUUGUCAAGCCGUCUAUACCCAUGAGAGCGGUCUCCUGAGUCAUAUGGAACAUAUGAGAAUGGAUCCUAAGCACCAGUUUGCUGCUCAAUAUGUACUAAGUCGUGCGGCUGCUGAGAGACGUGAAAGAGAACUAUUAGCUGGCUCUAGUUUAGGAGCAGGUCUCGGUGUGUUGACGAGUCAACCAGGUGGACCACAAAAUUUACAGCAACCACCAAUGUGCCCAUCGCCAUCGGCUCAUUCCGAGAGCAGUAGUGGCAACGGAAGGCUUUCAUCAGCCGGUAGUGAACCUGAUUUUUGUGCAGGCACCGGACUACUGAACAACAACAACAAUAAUAACAACAAUAAUAUGGCGUCACCGGGACCAAGUGGUAACAAGUUGAGUGAAAUGCUGAGAGCGGGUAGUCAAUCAACGGCCCAGCAGUAUCACGAUGAAAUGCAAUCACAGCAGCAAAGAAUGGCUGUUAUGGCGGCUGCUGUUCAAGCUGCUGGUCUUCAAAAUUCCGUAUCGCCAAAUUUGUCGCCAGUGGACGUAGCAUCCCUAGCAGCAGCAAUGAGAAUGGGCGGUAACAACAACGAUAUAAAUGCAAACCAACAAGGACAAACAGGUCCCCAACAACAAGGUGUACAAAACAAUAAUUCCGAGCAGGCAUUGCGAAUGCAUCAAGCCGAAGCACUGCUACGAUCACAAGCCGAAGCUGCCCUCAGACUCGCGGUAUCACAAGCAGCAGCAGCUGCAGCGAGUUCCGCUGUCGGAAGCGACAUGAGGCACCACUUAGGACAGCACAAUGGAGGUGGUGGAGCGUCUGGUAUGCCAGGGCAUCACACAAACCAGCAAUUAUCGCAACAAGACAGUUUGUCACCAGAUCUAGGGGAGGCGCUCCGACUGCAGGAGCAACGAUUAGAGCAGGCACUGAGGCUACACGGUGACCCACGUGCCCUCGGGUUCACACUCCAGCACGUUGUUAACCAACAAAACAAUCAGCAACCAUGAAAGUUCAGUUACUACUGAGACGAGUGGACCCCUUGGGCUAACGAGACGUCCUAUCCGGUAGAGCGCGAGUUCCAGCAGCAGCAGAACCAGCAGAUGAUGCAGCACCAGCUACAGCAGCAUCAGCAACAGCUCCAGCAGCAGCAGCAACAGCUUCAACGCUCUAUGCUAGCUGACCAGUCUGUCACCGGGCAAGAUCUUGAGGACCGCGGUGUCAAGAGGAAGGCCGACGACAUGACCGCCGGUGAAAGCACAUAAACUCUUGGCCGAAUAUAAAUAUCUAUCUCAUAACCCAAGUGGUCAUCAACGAAUACACUCAUUGUCUCAGCAGUAUCGCUAAUUACAAACUAAAGUAACAAAUUUAAAUGAUUAUUUAUUAAUAAUAAUGAAUACUACUAUCGGACAAUAUUAAUUACUGAAUAUAAUUAUACGGAUUUGAUGAUAAGUAUCCGUAAAAUUACAUCCAGAUCGAUGAAAAAAACCCAUUCCAUGUUUAUGCAUCGAUAUAUUUCGUUAAAGGUCUCGUUGUUCUUUAUUGUCAAGCUCAAUAGUCAUAAAUAAACAUGACUAUAAAGCUUGGGUUUGACAAUACAGAGCAAUGGCGGCCGAAAAACGUGCCAUAAAAAAAAUGUAACUGUGUGAAAUCGUCAAGUGAGGAUUAAAAGACGCAAUUGACAUCACGGGCUUGUCAGUUGUGUCUUAUUGUUUCGCUUAAGAACAAUAUUUAUGAUAAAUCGAAGCACACUGUCUCAUUUAAAGACACUGAUAUGUAAAUUAGUCUGCGAAGGUAUGUGUGAUUUUUGAUAACUCAUGUACCGACCGACUUGAUAACUGUCCUGACCGACUUUAUCGACUGACUAUAAUAAAAAAUAUAUAAAUAUACUAAACUAAAAUAAAAUAAAUAAUUAAAUAACGAUAAUAAUAAAUAAUAAAUAUAACAGUAAAAUAUAAAUACACUAUUACGCGCAAAAAAUAUUAAAAUUGUACACAUUUGAUAAUUAGUUGAUAAUUAUGUGCUUGGCGUGGCACAUUUUUAAUAAUAAUUUAUUACUCGUAAGUCAUAUAAAUAAAUUAUUAGCUUAAGAUGAACAAAAUAUUACAGUUAUAUAUAUCUAUAAAUAUAUAUAUAUAUAUAUAUAUAUAUAUAUAAAUAUUAAGCGUACAUUUACACUGAACACAAACACGCUGAUAACGCGCAAGUGACUUUUUUUUUCGUCUCGUAAAAUUUCAUGAGAGUUAAAAAAAAUUUAAUUAUAAAUAAAAUGCUAUAUAAAUAAAUAUAUAUAUAUAUAAAUAUUAUAAAUAAAUAAAAGUAUAGGGUUUAUGAGUCUAGGAUACUAGUGUGAAUUUGGGGUUCAUAAGAAUUCGUGCAAUUUUUUAUUUCUUAUUAUAAAUAAAUAAUUGAUUAUUAAUUAAUCGAGUGGAAGUGCGUGAGAUUUGCACGGAUACUUAUGGACGCGGCUGAAUGUUUUAAAUAAAUUUAUGGAUGGAAGUAUGAUUGAUAUAUAUAAAUAUAUAUAUAUUUUAGACUGUUUAAAAAAAAAACGGAUUUUUUUGUUUUCGUAUUGAAAAUUUUUGGGCGUUGGCGGGAAAAAUUUUCGAGUCUUGCAAAUGGAAGAAAAAAUGGCGGGUUUUUAAUUUAAAUUUCAAAUGGGAUUUUUUGGCGGGAAUUUUUUGAGAAUAAAAAAAACGGGAUAAAAAAGAUUUGUAGAGAAUUUUGUUCGCUACAAAAUUUUUUGAGACCCGAGGUAAAUUUGAUUGUUAAAAAAAAUGGCGGUUUAAAAUUCAAAUUUGGGGUUAAGUAUUUACUGAAAUUAAAAAAUGUAAACAGUUUUUUUUAAAAGAAGUAAUGAGUCAUUGGAAAACUUCUGCAGGGAAAAAAAAUUGAGUUCAGAGAAUAUUUUUGAAGACAAAUGUUAUUGGGAACUAAGUCAAGAUUUUUUUGAGCUAAGAAAAUUUGUCUUGGUCGGAAAUUUCUAUUUUAUCGAAGAAAAUUGAGGUUUGAAAAAACAUUUUCUUGAAUCAAGAAUAUUACCUUCAGACAAUUUUAUUUUCUGUGUGAGUGUAAAAAAAAGUCAUGAAAUAUUAAAAAUUUUUAACAAUAAUUGGAAAAUUUAAUUAAAUUUAUGUACAAAAAUUAACUUAACCUUCAAAGAUCACAAAGGGUCUGCAGACCCCAGCGUUUUUGAUUGACUGUAAAAAUCAAAGUAGUCAAUAUUAAUACUAAAAAUUUAAUCGAUAUUAUUUCAAAAAUUUGACAAAAAAUGGAAAAAGUAACUUUCGCAUUAAAAAAAGAUAGAAAUUGAUCAAUUUUCAAUAUUUUCUUCGAAAUCUUGUGGUAAAUUAUUAAGAAAUAAAUGGACUUGGACACGUAAUCGAUAAAAAAAUUCAAAUUUUCAAAAUAUAAAUUUAUUCUAAUAAACAAAGUUCAAAAUUUUCUAUUGGAAAUAGAAAAUUUAUCGAAGGAAAAUGUGAUUGGUUUUUCGCAAAUAUCUCUGUAAAUAUUGAGAUAUUCGAAAAAUUGCAAGACAACAUUUUUGUAGAGCUUCAAAAUCUCUACAAAAAAGGUAUCAUAUAUUUUUUUGAAAAACUGAAUAUUUAUUGAGAUAUUUUGAAUUUAAAAUUUAAAGAGUUAAAACAUUGAAAGUUAGUUUAAAAUCGUCUGGGGUCUUCUGGACCCACGUGACUUUCAAAGGUUAAAAUAAGGAGAAUUUUUAGAAAUUUGGAAAAGUUUUUGACUCCAGACAUUUUCAAUGUCGAUUAGUUUCUUAAGAAUAAAAAAUUUCCACAUCUAUGAAAAUUAAUUUUUAAAAAGUAAUCGAUAGUUUAAAAUAAAUUUGACUUUUGAAUUGCUGUAACUUUUAAACGAUUGAAUUUUGAGACUUGGGUUUUCCGAACAAACUGAUAGAGAAUAAAAUUCUCUACAAAAAUAUCUACAGCAACUAUUUUUUUUUACUCAAAAAAGUCUCCUGUCAAAAAAUAAAAAAAAAAUUUUCACUAAAAAUUCAUAGAAAAUUUGAAUUUUAAAAUUUGCCGCCUGUAUUUAAACUGCAAAAUUUUGCUAAUAAUUUUCUAUGUCAGCCUAAAUUUUUUCCAUACGGAAACAAAAAAAAAUUUUUUUUUUUUAAACAGUAAUAUAUAUGUAUAUAUAUGUAUAUAUAUAUAUAUAUAAAUAUAUGUAUGUAUAAAUAUGUAUAUUAGAGUCCUGAUGUGUGGUUGAGGUAAUCUGAGGUCCUGUGAUCGUUAAUAAGCGAAAUAUUUUUUUAUUUUUCGAACAACGUAACAUUUGCGUCGGUUUCGAAUAAUCUUUUAUUAAAAAAGUAAAUUAACAAUUUGCAAUAUAAACAAAAUGAAAUAAAUAAUAAAUAAAUAAUUAAUGUAAUGUAAAAUAAAGGAUUUAAAAUCGUUACGUUCUCGCAAUAUUAAAAGAAAAUUAUUAAAAUAAUUAAAUGGGAACUUUAAAUAAUUUAAAAUGGGGAUGGGAGAGAUUUAUUGUUCUGAUAAUAUAUUCAAAUAAUUAUUAUUAUUAUUAUUAUGAUUAUUAUUAUUAUUACUAAUAUUAUUAUUGUUUUUAAAAAUUAAAAUUUUUACCACCAAUUGGCUUUGAACAAUUGAAUUGUUUUAUUUAUUAUUAUUAUUUUUCUAAACAUUUUUUCACUCGAUAAAUUCGGAUGUGUCAAUUUUAACGUGGCUUAGUGAGAUUUUAAAUUAAAUAACUAGGGACAAGAUUUUUGCCUUAUUUUUUAAAUGAAUAGUUCAAAUUUUGGAUAUU